UAUCCCUUCAACCAUUUUCUUUUCAACUUCACCGGUUAAAAACGGUGUACAUGUGCUUUGUUAACAAAUUUUAGAUAAGGUAUUAAAUUAAUAAUAAAACUAGAACGUUGAUUUAUAACCAAUAGAAGUUCUAAAAUACAUCCAAAAUGAAUACUGAAAAGUUGAAAAAACUACAAUCACAAGUACGUAUUGGUGGAAAGGGUACUCCAAGGCGUAAGAAGAAGGUGGUACAUUCUACACAAGCUACUGACGAUAAGAAAUUACAGUCGUCGCUCAAAAAGCUUUCAGUAAAUACAAUUCCAGGCAUCGAAGAAGUGAAUAUGAUUAAAGAAGAUGGUACAGUGAUACAUUUUAAUAAUCCCAAGACGCAAGCUUCAUUAGCUGCAAAUACUUUCGCUAUUACUGGACAUGGGGAAAAUAAACAGAUCACAGAUAUGCUACCUGGUAUAUUGAGUCAGUUGGGGCCAGAAGGCAUCACUCAACUCAAGAGACUAGCGAAUACAGUUGCUAAUGCGGGUGGUGUUGGUAAAAUAGUUCCUGAAGAUGAGGAAGAUGUGCCAGAUUUAGUAGAAAAUUUUGACGAAGCAUCAAAAGCAGAAGUGACGAAGAAAGAAGGAGAAGAAAAACCUAAAGAAAACUAAAAAUUGAUCGAGAAGUGUGUUUAUUUGUUAGUAAAGAAACCGUUUCGGCAUUGUUUUCUUGGUCUCGAUUUUUAGUUUUUACAUUGCAGAGAUAAAGCAUGUUUUUUGAUAUUUAUGUGUUGAAUCAUUGAAACUAACCCAACAAUUUUUGUUGACAUUUGGGCAUAUGUAUAGAAUAUUUCAUAGGAAAUACAUAAAUAUUCUAAUAUGGUGUUGCUUUAAAUCAUUUCACUAAAGUUAUAUUGUAAACUCUUAUGCAGGUAGAAAAUUUGGAUUCAAAACAUGCUUGCAGAUUGUUUCAGUUAUUUCGGUUUUUCAGCUGCUCUGCACCUAUAUCUCAAAAGAUAUUUUGUUCAUGGCUCUGCAUCUCAUUGUUGUCCAAAAUAUUUAGAUUUUUCCCAAAGGAGGCUGUUUUCCUGGGGGCUUUUGUCCCAUUUUCUUGGAAACAAUCUUUUUUGUAAUUAUUAAUUCUGAAAUAAUAUUUACUGAAAUUACAUGAGAACUAAUACAAUAUGUUAGAAUAAAAAAGAUUUAUCAAUGAAGGUGUAUUAUGGCAUAACCACAUUUAAAAUUUUAAUGUUUUUGAUAUGAAGAUUGAAUUCAAUGUGAAUAAUUGAUGUAAUUGUGAAAUCAGUCAGGUAAGUAACUGUCCGUAUUAACUCGAGGUUUGUGUCGCUGUUCUUAGUAGCAGUGCAGGAGAACUAGUUCACCCUGUUCACUGCUUGCACUGGCUCACGGAGUCACUACAUCAUCAUUGAACGAUUGUAAAAUAUCAAAAAAUAUCAUUCGGCGACAUCAUUUUUUAAAAUUCUUUAUUCUUAAAUUAUCGAAAACUUCAAGUAACAAAUCAUUUUCUUCAUAUUCUGAUCAUCAUAUUGACAUUGAAUAAUUUCAGUAUUUUUACGGUUGGUUAGGUUGUGCAUGACCUACCAUUCUGUUGCAGUGUGGAUCGAGCCUCAAUCGUAUUACGUAACAUUUCAAUCGAUAUUUUUUACAAUGUUACAUAUCGAUAAUUGAAGUUAUAAAAAUCCCAACCCACAAUUUUCCCCCUAAGUUUGGGGAGUUAGGUUGUUUUAAAUGACAAAAUGUAUUCCCAAAUUUCUAAUGAUUAUCUUUAACUUUUUAAUCAAAUCAAUAAACAUCUUGAUAAGUUGUC
Diorhabda carinulata is the source of this 1797-nucleotide messenger RNA. RefSeq names its product transcription factor BTF3 homolog 4. Gene Ontology annotation, cellular component: cytosol; nascent polypeptide-associated complex. NCBI's taxonomy places the organism in Eukaryota, Metazoa, Arthropoda, Insecta, Coleoptera, Chrysomelidae. The record is from RefSeq and is a predicted model, not a curated record. Bases 147 to 641 code for a protein of 164 amino acids. The transcript is spliced from 2 exons.